Humulus lupulus (European hop) is the source of this 1957-nucleotide messenger RNA. Its product is annotated as rust resistance kinase Lr10-like. Lineage: Eukaryota; Viridiplantae; Streptophyta; Magnoliopsida; Rosales; Cannabaceae. The transcript is spliced from 3 exons. Bases 1 to 1818 code for a protein of 605 amino acids. Gene Ontology annotation, biological process: protein phosphorylation. The record is from RefSeq and is a predicted model, not a curated record. Gene Ontology annotation, molecular function: protein kinase activity; ATP binding.
AUGGUGAGCAUGGUCACCUCUCGUGGUGGUUUGUUGUUGUUUUCCAUCAUCAUAUUAUUAUUAGGAGGAACAGCCGCGAGGAGGUGUUCUCAUGACGAACCACCGAUUAGAUUCCCUUUCCGAGUCGUAGAAGAAGAAAGAAGUGGUUCCGUAUUCCCAGUCGAAACAGACAGUCAUGCCUAUCCAGUCGGUUUCGAUAUAUCCAAUCAGUUUCUAAACAGACAGUCUUCCAAGUCUUCCAAGUCAUGCCCAUCUGCCACUUUUCUGAAUCUUCCAAGUCUUGAUGCCCAAUUAAAAGUAACAAACAUAGACUAUGUUUCACAGGAAAUCCAAAUGGAAUAUGAUCCAGAUAUUGAAUGCCUUUUGACACUACUACUGCUUUCGGAAAAUAAGAUUAGUAGUAGUCGACCAUUUAAAUUUCCGUUCCAAUUGAAAUAUGAUCGUCGAAAGAAUUACACAAGCUACGCUGUCUUCAAUUGCUCUUACACAAGCCAUAUUUUUUCAUUCCAAAUUCGCUUUGCAGCCUUAGAUUGUUUCCUUCUAAUGAUGAGAUUAAUGAGGAUUGGAACAUGGGCUGUACCAAGAUAUCUUGUGAAGCCAAUCGCAUGGGAUGCAAAUUUAAACGACAUAGCCAUGACGAAGUUGAGUGUUUCCACAGACCUAUACACAAAAAAGAGUAAACAUAUAUAUAUAUAUAUAUUCUUUUAUGUGUUUAAUUUGCGUGCAGUUGUGGUGUUAGCGGCGGCAGCUGCAUCAUUUUAUCUUUACACAAUAUACGAAAAAGAUAAAGAAUAUCGGAUAAGAAUUGGAAAGUUUUUAGAGGAUUAUAUUGCUCAAAAACCAUCAAGAUAUACUUAUUCUGACAUUAAGAAGAUUACAAAUCGUUUCAAGGAUAAGUUGGGCGAAGGAGCCUAUGGAACAGUGUUCAAAGGAAAGCUUUCCAAUGAGAUUUUGGUAGCUGUGAAGAUCCUAAACAAUUCAUCAAAGGCAAAUAAUGGAGAAGAGUUCUUGAAUGAAGUGGCUACAAUUGGUCAAAUUCACCAUGUGAACGUGGUUCGCUUGGUUGGAUAUUGUGCCGAAGGAUUUAGAAGAGCUCUCAUCUAUGAAUUCUUACCAAUUGGUUCGCUUCAUAACUAUAUAUCCUUAGAAGCCAGUCGAAGUGGAGACCGUUCACCACUUAGUUGGGAAAAAUUACAAGAAAUUGCCAUAAGCGUUGCCAAGGGAAUUGAGUAUCUCCAUCAAGGUUGCGAUCAACGAAUCCUUCAUUUUGAUAUCAAACCACACAAUGUAUUGUUGGACCACAACUUCAAACCAAAAAUUUCCGAUUUUGGGUUAGCUAAGUUGUGUUCUAAGGAUCAAAGUUUGGUAUCAAUGACUACAGUUAGAGGAACUGUAGGGUAUAUGGCACCAGAAGUAUUCUCUAAAAACUUUGGAAAUGUGUCCUAUAAGGAAGAUGUUUACAGUUUCGGAAUGUUGUUGUUGGAAAUUGUAGGAAGGCGGAAGAAUACAACUGAAACAGAUGAAAUUUAUUAUCCAGAGUGGAUAUAUAAUCUCUUAGAAGUAGGAGAAGAUCUUCGAAUACAAAUUGAAAACGAGGAAGACAACAAAAUUGCUAAGAAACUUGCAAUUGUAGGACUGUGGUGCAUCCAGUGGCACUCAGUGGGACGUCCAACGAUGAAAGUUGUUGUCCAAAUGUUAGAAGGUGAAGAAGCUCUCCACAUGCCGCCAAAUCCAUUUGUGUCAACAGGCCAAUCAAAUACACAUACAACGAUACCAUCAAGAAUAAUGACGCCUGAGUUAGAAACAAUUGUUGAAUGAAUGCAAUGGCUCUGUGUUAUGUAGUUUAUUUUUUUCUUUGUGUUUUCCCUUUAGAAUAUGAUUUUUGUUCAUGUUGUAUAAAAGUAAUGUAAGGAACAACAAUAAAGUAGUAUGUUUAACAUCUCGCUAUUGUGUUUAA